Sabethes cyaneus is the source of this 4588-nucleotide messenger RNA. RefSeq lists its product as uncharacterized. Bases 1788 to 3692 code for a protein of 634 amino acids. Gene Ontology annotation, cellular component: plasma membrane. The transcript has 9 exons. The record is from RefSeq and is a predicted model, not a curated record. Gene Ontology annotation, biological process: actin cytoskeleton organization. Lineage: Eukaryota; Metazoa; Arthropoda; Insecta; Diptera; Culicidae.
UCGGUUGUUUGCUGUGCUAGUGUGUUGGUCAGGUGUUUUGUAAAGAACUCAAGCCUUUUGUAGUGUGUUUCUUCCGGGUGUUGUUCUGAUUAUUAUUGUGUUAUCAGCGAAGAUCUGCGUGCGUGAGCUUAUGUCGUGACUCACGGGUUGUUGGUUGACUUUUGGUUAAAUUCACCCAGCCGAGUCCAGACGAUGUUCCACCUCGCUUAAGUAUGGUUUGUUGAAACAAAUGCAGGCUAACAACCGUGGGCUAGCGCGAGAAGAAAGAAAUGCAUUCCAGGAAGAAUCUUCCGAACAGAAUCGAGUUGCUAAAGAGAAGACAAGCGCAGUCGUCUGCCGGAAGAAUGUGCAUUGGAGGCAAAACGAAAGAAAUAUGUACACAUACGAUACGAUAUGCUAAUUGAGGUGCCCAUUGUUGGCCUACUGGAUGUUACUGCUACUGGCUCUGUGUGAGCGGGCAUAAAAAUUCAAUAGUGUGAACAUUGCUUUCCGGUGUUAAUGCGGGUUAUCAUCCACGAUAUCGAGCACAAGUGAUUGAUUAUAAUUGUGGAAAUUGGUUGCAAGAAUCUUACUUUUAAGCGUGUGCGUCUUCGUACGUGGUUGCUGGUGAACCAGUUUCUACUUGCGCUGCGCUGUAGAGAGCUGCAAUAAAGGAAGCAAAAUCAGCAGUGUGCGGUCAGGCGGUUUAAAUUUGAUACUGAUACUUACUCUCUGGUGUGGUAGUUCAACCGGUGCGGAAGAUGACGAUUUGUGUGGUUCGUGGCUACGAUAUCAUCAUUUUAAUUAACCGGUUUCAGAAAACUGGUGAUUGUGAAAUGUGUUUUUCAUCAGCCACUGGCAAUUAAGAUAGACAAUAAUCAACAAAGUGUCAGUUUCCCGGGAGCACGAAGCAGCAGGACACUCACUCACUGGACGAAACCACACCGAAGUGAAAAUAAUAACUUUUUCGCCCAUCGGAUGAUAAUCCGAGAAAAAUAAGCACGCGCUUAAAAUCGUCGAUCGUCGGAUGGAAAGCGAGACACGAUACCAUCGAUCUCAGCUGAUUAUUAUUUAAUCACCGCUCACGUGUGUCUGUGUGUGCGUGCGUGUUUGUGUGUGGCAGGCACUGCGCCGGCGAAAAGUGCAACCAGCAUAGGCAAUUACGAGCCUCGAGAUAGCAUAGCAUCAUCGACUUAUUGGCACGUUCGUUAGACGUACCACCACGGGACGUUUCGCAGUGCAAUUUUGUUGGAGGGAAAUAUGUGUAACAGUGGCUAGGGAAAAGCGAGAAAAGUAAAUCGAACCCGGUUGGUAAUUGCAGUUCGUUAGAAAAGGAGAAAAAAAUAACAGAAAAUAAAUAAUUAAAUAGGAAAGGAAAAGUGAAGCAGUGCCGAUUGCAUCUCGUCGGGUUGGCUUAAGCUGGUUUCGGUUUGAUGGAGCGGCAACAGUUCUUCGAAUCUCUAUUCCGCUUGCAUUUUGCUGCCUAGCCGGCACCGAAUGGAUUGGAAAAUUUAAUGAUAAAAGGCAGAAUGAAGUGUGCUAUAUCAGCACUUUGCCUUGAUGCGUAUGAUUCGUAUGUGUUCGCUGCUUAGGCAUUAAUGACCGCGGGGCAUUAAAAUUAUAAUUAAAACCUCAAAAACCAGUGCAGAUAAAGUACGCAGCGAAGCUUUAAUUAAGAUUUAUUGGCUGAAGUGCCCGCUGCUGGCGGCAACACUGUGAAAAGCUUUUGUGUUUAAUUACCCGGUAGGGUCGAUUUAAGUAAGAUAGAGGAAAACCAUAACAGCUUCAAAGUGUCGUACAAGGCAAGGAUGCCUCCGGUUAAUCAACCGGAGACGAACGGCGGGUCCGCCGGCCCACCGAGCCGAACGCCAUCCAUCAUGGAUAGUCCGACGUUGGCUCGGGUCGAACGGGCCCGACUUCGGCAGGAGGCAGCAGCCGGAGGAGCGAAUGGAAGCUGCAGUCAUCAGCGGGAACAACGGGAGGACAGCCUGGAGCGAGCAUUGCUGGAUCCAAAGAAGUCCCUGCUAAUUGGACGCAUCCCGGUAGCCCAGAUGACCGGACCGAUCAAACGUGGCCUGCUCUGGCAGCAGCGAGACAGACUUUUCUCCAGAUGGAAAGAAAGAUAUUUCAUCUUGACACGCGACUAUCUCAAUUGCUUCAAACGAGCCUCCGGAUCGGGAUCGGAGAAAAUUUCCGACAUGGGCCAGUUCAUUUUUAAGAUCAAAUUGGUAGAUGUUGAAAAGGUGGAGUGGAUGAACCGCAAGUCGUACAGCGCAAUUGGCUUGCUUCUCGGUGCGCGAGAAGGUCGCGUUUUAUUGCGCUGCGAGCAGGGCUUGGAGGACUGGUUCGAGCUGUUGGAGGAGUGCACCCUGAGCAGCAAGGAACGACGCCGGGCACUCCGGCUUACGCAAGGACCGCGCUCCCGUGCCUCGCUGGCGGCUCCGGUUUCACACGCUUCACUGCAGAACAACCACCUGGGCCUUGGCGGUACCUACUCGGGAGCAAUUGAGGACUGGCUGAUGUCCCGGCACCACAAAACCGCCACCAAUCUGAACCAUUUACACUUCCUGCAUUCGGACUCGGUGCCGGAUCUGAGCGCCAUCAGCGAAAACGGAAUGGUGAACGGAAUGUUGACGAAUCAAUCCACCCCGAAGAAGGUGCCGAAUGCAAGACACAACCAUCUGGGCAAUCCCAGCAACGGAUACAGUAGUCACAGUGGUAGUAUCUAUAAUGGGUUCCCGUAUUCUCCGCUCAAGAAGCUGUCCGAUAACUUCAUCAACGGAAACAGUACCUACAUUAUCAACGAUGAAGAUGAGGAAGUCGAACUGCGCCGCGGAGGUCGUUACCGUGAUAAUGAUGAUCUGUACAGACGCCCUCUAGGGCCAACCGGAAACGAAGCCAAGAGACAUUCACUGCUCGCCGAUUUGGACUAUUCCGCAUGUGAUAGUGGUCUCGAUACGCCACCCUCAACUCACCGUCCGUCGAGCUGCCGGGACAACAUGUACUUGGUGGCCGCCUACAAUCACCACAACCAAAGCUUGAAUAAGGACAAAACCACGGACACCGGAAUCAGCUCGUCGCGCGGAACGCUGGUUUCGCCAGCAAACAGCAUCCGUUAUGGAUUUCUCAACAACAAUAAUAAUAACAUGAAUAGUUACGGCUCGAGGUACAGUGUACAGGAGCAGAAGAUUCUUCGAGCUCGUAACCAAGCGGAAGAUAAUAAAAACUCAAUCCGUUCGAUCCGGACAGAAUUCUUCGAACAGAACAAGUAUAACAACAACAGUACGAAUAACAAUAACGGCGCAACGAUUACCAACGGACACCAUUUGCACUCGCAGCAUCAGGGAACUGUUGGCAGCAAUGGAAACAUCCACCAGCUGCAUCAUCAAUUACUACACCAGCAGCAGCAACAGCAGCAACAACAACACCAACAACACCAACAUCACGUAAAUGGGUUGAACAAUAAUAGCAACGGACAUCACUACAAUGGUAACAGUAUUAAUGGUAGUGGCGGCAAUGGAAACGGCACGGCGGCACUGCGCGAGCGCUAUCAACAUCCGGCACUGGCUGCCAUCAUCAGUGAUUCGCAGGGAAUGAAGUUUAGAGAUCGUUCCUACUCCGACUGUCAGCAAGUGCCCCGCCGGCAGUGGAUCACGAACACGCCCAGCCCGAAACGCAUUCCAUACCUAGGAACUCCACCCACUCGUGUCUAGGAUGUCUGAUGGACGAUGAUGAUGAUUUUAGAAUGCUGAUUUACAAUGAUGAUUUUAGAAGGCUCUAGGCUCUGCCUAAUGUACUAGGCAGGGAACGUUAAUUUCAGGUUUGAUCAAUUAAAGAUAAACCCCACGCCUCCCCCGCGCAGGUGUGAUCACAUUAUGUAGACUUGAUAUCUAUUUGUCGUACGAAGCUGCGAAAUGCUACGCGUAGAGUUUUAGCACUUUCACUUCCUAGAUCUUUAGGCGUGCCGCCUACUUUCAUUAGGUAUCUAACAGUAGGGCAGAACACAUAUCAACGAGUGAGUUUGGUUUGGUUAGGCACUGAAGCAUUGGAAAAACACUUAGAAAUGAGUUUUCGAAUGAUUGUACCGAGUUGAUUGAAUUGUAAAAAGCAAAGAUGUAUUAUAAAUUUCUACUCGAAGAAAGACCAGCAUCGCGGCAAAAUUGUUUUUAGGUUUCGAAUAAUAGCUUACAAAUAAUGUGGAAAGCCAAAUUUAGUUUUCCAUUCGAUCAAUUUUUUUUUUGUUUAGUAAUGUCUAAACUAAAGUGAAAGUUUGUUUUGUUAUGAUAUUGGCUCUGGUUGCAAGAUCGAAUAUAUUUAGAUCAAUUAGUAAACGAAACGCUUCAAAAACGUAUUUACACUAUUGUAUUCUCGUUGAGCAUAAAUUCAAAAUGCAGGUACAUGCAAUGCUACAAUUACUAGUAAUAUAUAGUUGCAACUUGCAAGUCCAACAUGUGUGAAGAGACAGUUGCGCCGUCUGGCCUCCAGCUACGGCUACAUUAGAUGCGAGCAACGGAAGCAUGUGUUCAAUUGAUCGCUAAUAACCAAUUCGUAAGAUAUUUGGGUUUUUCAGCUGAAGAAAUACAUUGUAGAACGAAACGUGUUAGUGAAU